Molecule: messenger RNA, 2237 nt
Organism: Oncorhynchus tshawytscha (Chinook salmon)
Lineage: Eukaryota; Metazoa; Chordata; Actinopteri; Salmoniformes; Salmonidae
Product: xin actin-binding repeat-containing protein 1-like
Exons: 1
Coding region: 1-1935 (644 amino acids)
Biological process (GO): actin filament organization; actin cytoskeleton organization
Cellular component (GO): stress fiber; focal adhesion
Molecular function (GO): actin filament binding
Source: RefSeq, a predicted model, not a curated record
AUGAAACCAGGGAACCCAUCUCCCCCUCCUCUGCCUCAGAAACCUUCAUCAAAUAGACAACAAACCACAAAGGACUCACAACCCAAAUGUAUUAAUAAAGCAAAGCAGAACUCACCUCAGGCCAGUGCUACCAAUAACAUCCCAGCCGAGUACAAAAAGUCAGUUCAGCUUAAGCAAAAGCGGGAACAGAAAAACAUUGGAACAACAUUGGCAGUUGAUCAUCGUUCGGCCAUGUCAAAUGGCACUGAAAAUGAGAUGGACAGAAACGUAAUACAGAAAAUCAAUGCAGCAAAAGAGAUCCGAAUGUGCAUGCAGAGCUACACAGAAGAUGGUAAUGUACAACAGGAAAUAAACACAGACUUUCAGGUCGCAAUCCAAAACUUCAGGGGGAAGGAGAAGAAUGUUGUGGACACAGCCCCUGUGCUGCCAAAUAAGAUCAACGUAAUUCGGGAAAAGGUCAGCCAAGAAAAACAGGUCACCAAAAACACCAACAUGCAACAGGAGAUAAACCCCUCUACUGUGCAGCAGGGGAGAACAGAUAUUCACAAUCAGGGCUGCAAUACAGAUCUCCAAGAACCCUACUCCCCAACUACGACAGAUAGACUUUCAAUGAGCCAACAUAACAGUGACAAGCUGCCAGGAGGAGCAUCCAUAACAGUGACGAGCUGCCAAGAGGAGCAUCACCAGAGACCUGAGGACAAAGUAGUUCUGAGGAAGAAGAAAGAAAAGAAAGAGACCGAGGACCAGCGACGUCAGAGGCUGUCUGUUCACAAAGAUGACAUUAUGAGAGGGAACGUGAAGGCAGCGAUGGAGAUAUUCGAGAAUCUGAGGAAACGAGAGGAACUCAAGACGAUCCUGUCUCAAGUUCAAGAGAUAGAGGGAGAGACGAGGGAAGUGGAUGUCAGUUCAUUAAAGAGCUUAUUUGAGAAUGUACCCGCUUGGAUAGUCACGCCUUGUAAACAUACAAAGCAAAGUCACACAAAAGGGGAAAAGAAAGUUGAAAUAGAGUCAGUGAGCAAUGAUAUGGAAAGUGGAUCUUCGGUAGAGACUGUAUUCGGAGACCUAGAAAAGGCAAGCAGAGAUAUAAUGCAUUUGAAAGAGCAGACGUUAGCAAAACUUAUUGACAUAGAGGAGGCGAUCAGAAAGGCUUUGUAUUCUGUAUCCAAUUUAAAAUCUGAGGCUGAUAUCGCAGGUUUAUCAGGACUCUUCAACGAAUCCUUGCAGACCGAGCAAAGCCAUCAACCCACCAACAACAUAAGAAAAAUCAGUAUCGCAUCCACCAAGGCCACUAAGGCCAAAACAGAACCAGCUAGGGAGGCAUCUGAGGGGAAAACGAAAGGUGCAUCAGGAUCGUCAAAAAGAUCAGAGUCAUCCUCACUCUCUCCGGUACUUGACAAGCCCCAAAUCAAACAAAGCUCUACCUCCCCAUCCUCUCCAUCAUUCAUCUCCAUUCACUCUGCUGCCAGGAAGCCUGUAGAACAGCCAAAGUCACCACAGCCACAGUUCUCAUCAUUCAAGCCUAAACCAGAGCGGUGUCCUUCCCCAAGCUCCCAUGGAGCCAAUGGUGACCUGGGUCAACAAUCUGCCUCUGAUUCCCCAAACCACUUCUACAGUCCUGCUAGUCCAAGACGAAAGGUCAGCAUUUUGGAGGUGCAAACUGUCCCUGAGACUGUUCCUGCCGGAAUCAUUGGCACAAAGACGGUCAGUGAGAAAUACGAGGAGAUGGACUGCUUCGGCAACACAUUUGUCUCGUCAAAGACUUCGACGUUUGUCACGAAGCACUCUGAGAAGUUUGGAGUAGUCACCAGUCCAACCAGGUAUGAAGUCGUGACAUCCCCUAUCAUGCAAAGGUCAGGUCAUCCCUUUUCAGAAAACGCCAAAGAAGGUGGUACGGUUUUUGUAACAUUUGGUCAACCAAAACCUGGAAAACUUUGAAAUGACACAUUUAAUGUAGCAUGGUUUGCAAAAACAAUUUAAUUGAUGUAUUAUUGUAACCCACAUGUAUCCAGUAUGGCCCAUUUAGUUAAUUAUGUCAUAUAAAUAUUUCUUCUUAGCUGCAAAUGAUGUUACCAUAAUUAUUAAAAGAUUUGUAUAGACAGUAUUGGUGUUAAAUUGUGUCUCAUGGACUUUUUGAACUGUAACUAUAGUCAAAUGUUUUGUCCUUUUAUCAAAUAAUUGCAAUAUGUUUGAUAUAUUUUCUGUUGUGUAAAUUAUCAAUAAAUAUUGUAUUAAAUAAU